UUGAGUAGGAGAGAUUUACAUACUAAAAUUAUAUGUUUUGUGAAUAAAAAUAAAAAAUUCAUAGUGACACGUUAUAAAUUACUUUUGCAAGCGAAUUAAGGAACAAAAAGUUUGGUUCUAUGCCUAACUUAGAUCAUAGAUAUGACUGAAACUAUGCCCGAUUCAAACUCGCUUAAAGAAGCAAAAGGUGGUUCCGUGCUUAGACUCAUUCAUGGCUGCGUCUUAAAUUAAACACCCAAUCUUUGUUUAGAAAUAAAAAACGUGAAAAUUUAACUAAUUAUCAACAGGCACAAUGAAUCAGCGGGCGCAUUGGCCACCACUGCCCAUUGCUAACUGCAGCCAAUAGGAGAUAAUAAUUUUGAGUUUAACUAUUAUAUUCAUCUGUGAGGUUAUAAAAUUAUGAAGUGUUCAAUUUUUUUUUAUUUUCAAAAUUUAAACGAUGAUCAAGAAAUACAAAAGUCAGCCAAAUUGCACGACUUUAACUGGAAGAAGCAACACUCUGGCACACUGAAAAUUCUCCAGGUUUUCAGCGAGCCCAAUAAAGAUAGUACCUUACAAAUGUACGAAAGUUUUACUGCAGCAAUCAAAAUUGAAUAAUACGAAGGGGACGGGGAUAGAUAGAGACAAGUAACCUAUCACACUGUUAAAGAUUCCCGAUAUUUUCAGACAAAAACUUUUCAUUCCCAUGUAUAAGUAUAAACAGUUAAAAAUAUACUAUACUAAGUAAAUACUUUUUGAAGUAUUAGUAUUUGGUUAGAUGCAAUAAAAACCAGUAUUUCAAAUUCCUUUAUCUGGGAAUUUUUGGAUUUGUAAAGUCUCUAACUUUACUUCCAUUAAUUAUUACUUUUACAGCAACUUGUUUUAGAGAGGCUUCAAAGCUGGAUCGAGUGAACAGAUUCUCACAGUUUCUCUGAAAGCUACAACCUUUAAAGUUCUGUGCCUCUGUCAUCAUGGUUACUAAGAAACUUUUUGUCUUCUUGAUUAUUGCAAUGGGUUGCUUCAGGUUGCUUAGAUUUGCUGAAUCAAAGGUGCCCCAAGAAGAAGUUGAUGCUUUGCAAGAGAUUACUGCUGCAAUGGGCUCAACAUACUGGAAAUUUAAUGGUGAUUCAUGUAAAGUUGAAAUGGUUGGUGUAACACAAGUGCCACCAAAGAAUUCAGAGCAUGAGAUCUCUUGUGAAUGUGAGACAAACGGCACUGUUUGUCACAUCGUAAGGAUAAUGCUCAAGGGUUAUAACCUUCCUGGAAUACUUCCUCCUCAACUGGUUAAGCUUCCUUACCUUCUAGAAAUUGAUUUUGCUUACAACUACCUAAAUGGAACCAUUCCAAGUGAAUGGGCUUCAAUGAAGUUGACUUCGAUAAAGUUUUUGUGCAGUUCUGUUCUUGUAAAUCGCUUGUCAGGGGAAAUUCCAAAGCACCUGGGAAAUAUUACCACUCUUACAUAUCUGUGUCUUGAAGCAAACCAAUUCUCUGGUGCUGUACCACCUGAACUUGGGAAUUUAGCGAACUUGAAAACAUUGAUGCUAUCCUCCAAUGAGUUAACUGGGAGCUUGCCAUUGACAUUUGCUUUGCUAAGAAAUCUAACUGAUCUUAGGAUAAAUGAUAACAAUUUCAAUGGAACCAUACCUAGUUUCAUACAAAAAUGGGAACAACUCAAAAGACUAGAAAUGCAUGCCAGUGGACUCGAGGGACCAAUACCAACAAACUUAUCUCUUUUGAGUAAUUUAAUUGAGCUGAGGAUUAGUGAUAUAAAUGGGCCAAAUCAGGGUUUUCCUAUGGUCAGAAACAUGACAGGCAUAGUAAGAUUGGUUUUGAGGAAUUGUAAUAUUUUGGGAGAGAUCCCUGCAUACAUUUGGGCAAUGAAGAAUCUGGAAAUGUUGGAUGUCAGUUUCAACAAACUAGUUGGGAAAAUUCCAACCAGCAUAAGUGCAGAUCGUCUGAGAUUUGUCUUUUUAAGUGGCAACAUGCUAAGUGGAGAUGUGCCAGAUUCUAUAUUGAAGCAAGGAACUAGCAUUGAUCUUUCAUACAAUGACUUCACAUGGCAAGGCCCUGAGAAACCUGGUUGUCAGGAGAACAUGAAUCUGAACUUAAACUUGUUUCGUAGCUCUUCAUCAAGGAACAAUUUUAGGGGAGCUCUUCCAUGCAAGAAGGAUUUGAACUGUCCUCAAUAUUCGAAUUGUUUACAUGUUAAUUGUGGUGGAAAGGACACAAGGAUCAAGGAAAAUAAAUCAAACUUAUUAUAUGAAGGAGAUGGUGACAUUGAAGGUGGUACGGCAAAAUAUUAUAUUAGAGAUGAUAAUUACUGGGGAUUUAGUAGCACGGGAGACUUCAUGGAUGAUAAUGAUUACCAAAAUAAACGUUACACUGUAUCAAAGCCACUGUUAAACAUCUCAGAACUGUACAAAACAGCCCGUAUAGCUCCAAUAUCGCUCACUUAUUUCCAUUAUUGCUUGGAGAAUGGAAAUUACACCAUAACUUUCAAUUUUGCAGAGAUAGAGUUUACUCCUGAUGAAACAUAUAGCAGCCUUGGUAGGCGUAUAUUUGACAUUUAUGUUCAGGAAAAAUUAUUGUGGAAAGACUUCAAUAUUGAAUCCGAGGCCAAGAGUACUCAAAAGCCUUUAGUUAAACAAGUUUCUAAGGUAAGUGUGACAAAUAAUUUCUUGGAGAUACGAUUCUAUUGGGCUGGCAAAGGUACAACAAGGAUUCCUGAAAGAAGUGUCUAUGGGCCACUUGUCUCAGCUAUUUCUGUAGUUUCUGAUUUUAAACCUUGCUCAAAUAGAAGAAACAAGGGAACUGCUUAUAUCUUUGUUGUUGGGGUUCUAGGAGCAUGCCUUGUCUUCUUCAUACUGGGCAUUCUUUGGUGGAAAGGCUGUUUGCUUGGGAAAUAUUGGAGGAAAGAAGAUACCAAAGAGGACAUGCCAUCAGGGACUUUCACUUUGAAACAGAUUAAAGUUGCCACAGAUGACUUUGAUUCUGCUAACAAGAUUGGCGAAGGUGGUUUUGGUCCUGUGUACAAGGGUCAGUUGCCUGAUGGUACCAAGAUUGCAGUAAAGCAACUCUCCUCUAAAUCACGGCAAGGAAAUCGUGAAUUUCUUAAUGAGAUUGGGAUGAUAUCUUGUUUGCAACACCCAAAUCUUGUUAAGCUUCAUGGAUUUUGUGUUGAGGGGGAUCAAUUGCUACUGGUGUACGAGUACAUGGAGAACAAUAGCCUUGCCCGUGCUUUGUUUGGUCCAGAAAACAAUCAGCUCGAACUAGACUGGGCUACAAGGCUUAAGAUCUGUGUUGGUAUAGCUAGAGGUCUGGCUUUUCUGCAUGAAGAAUCGAGACUCAAGAUUGUUCACAGAGACAUUAAAGCUACUAAUGUGCUUCUGGAUAGUGAUUUAAAUCCUAAAAUAUCUGACUUUGGAUUGGCUAGGCUUGAUGAAGAGGAGAAGACCCACAUCACUACCCGAGUAGCUGGAACCAUAGGAUAUAUGGCACCAGAAUAUGCAUUAUGGGGCCACCUGACACACAAAGCAGAUGUUUACAGUUUUGGAGUUGUAGCAAUGGAAAUUGUUACUGGGAAGAAUACCAAUAACUUUAUGCCAAGUGAAAAGUUUGUUUGUCUCUUAGAUUGGGCUUGCCAUUUGCAACAAACUGGAAACUUGAUGGCACUUCUUGAUGAGAGGUUAAGGUCUGAAGUCAAAAAAGAAGAAGCGGAACUCAUGGUUAAAGUAGCUCUGUUGUGCACAAAUGCAUCUGCAUCACUUAGGCCUAGCAUGUCUGAGGUGGUAAACAUGCUUGAAGGCCGAAUGACUGUUCCUGACUUGAUACCAGAAACAGGCACCUAUACCGAAGAUUUAAGGUUCAAGGCCAUGAGAGAUCUCCGUCGCCAGAAGGAAGAUCAAAGUUCGGGUGAAAGCCAAACCCAAAAUUCAACUACUGUUCAUACCUUCUGCUCUUCUUCUACAUCUUAUAACUCCAACGAAAUCAAGCCAGAUUCACGAUUUUGUUCAUAGUAUUGAGCAUUCCAUUCAAGUUGCAUAGAGGUUGGACGAAUUUUUUCUUUGCUGAAGCUGUCUGGAUCUUUUCAGGUCUAUCCCAUAGGCCAGAGCAUAUUGGAGUCUAGCUGUAAGAUAUAUCAUGAGAAUACAAUUCUAUAAAUUACUAGUGCUGUAUCAUCUUUCCUGUAAGAAUUCGGCAGCCCUUUGAAGUGUAAAUAGACCUAUAUUCUUUCGCGAUCGUGAUAUCACAAUCUGAAUUCGAUUGAUUUAAUAUAAUUUUCUGAAUUCCGAUGUACAAAGUUGAUUAUUUGAUGCUUGGUACUCUUGGUGCUCUUUUUCGACGUUUCCCUUAUGGAACGUUAACAUUGUGCUUGGCACUUGGCUAUCUUAGAAACUAGUCUUAACUUCUUUCUCUGACUUCCCCAUGUCUCAUAAUCUCCUCAAAGGCCAAAAGCAGAGCCAGUGAUUAAUAUAAGACAUAGUCUUCUCUUUGCUAGCAAUUUUUUCAAAAAAAAAAAAAAAUAAUUAAUAUCAGCAUGGAUCUUUGAGCAACUUUAUGACUUACAUGGAGUAUUACAUUAUUUCAGUACUUGACUCGUGGUGUCGGUGACCAGCUUGUAUAAUAUUUUAAAUCACAUUUUUUUUCUUUUUUAUUGUAUUCUUUUCCACCUCCUUUAGACUAAUGGACGAAUUUUC
Durio zibethinus is the source of this 4676-nucleotide messenger RNA. NCBI's taxonomy places the organism in Eukaryota, Viridiplantae, Streptophyta, Magnoliopsida, Malvales, Malvaceae. The record is from RefSeq and is a predicted model, not a curated record.